UUAUAUCUGCUUGGAGCAUGAGAACACCCCUGAGAGUCCCAAAUUGGCCUUCUUAGUGGUCUUGGGAUCACAUUGCUUAUUGGAAAGAAGGGGCGAUUGCGCACAUGAUUUGGGUUUGAAAUAUGUUUUCCCUAGGUUAAUUUAGUUGACCCACCCUGUGUUCCAUCCGUAUCUGACCGUGAAGAUGUCCUACCAACUGCCAGCCUGAGCCCAGACUCUCAUUUUCCAUACGUAUGUCCACAGUCCACACUGACACCUACGUACAUGUGGAUUUGCGAUCAGUCGCUUGAACAAGACCCGCAGGUCAGCUGAAAUGAGUGACCUUUUUCGCCUUGAGCCGUGAUCCUAUUGGCUGCUAAUGAAUUCCGUUAAACGCCGCGGCUCGGGUCCGUCUAAUCGGGGUGGCGGUGCACGUGGUCGGGGUGCCCGAGGAGGUCGUGGUCGUGGGGGGACGGGCGCUCCUCCAUCUGUGGCCAGCCCUGCCGCCUCCGCCUCCGCCUCCGCCUCCGGCUCGGCUCGUCUGGGUCGCAAAGGAUAUGGCCAAGUGACCGACGACGACCUGUGCGAUUACUUGGACGUGUCCGAUGAAUUUGACACGGAUGGAGAGGGCGAUAUCGAGUCGAGUGGUCCUCCGGGCCAAGUCCAACCCGUGCCGGCCAAACGCAAGGUCGAGAUGCAAGUGCUCCGCAUGAACGAAAAGACCGAGACUCAGAUUUUGAAAGCCUUGCACGAGUUGUACGGAGGUCAGUACCAAAUGAAAGGCCCCGAACAAUACGCCAAUUUAGGGGCUCCGCUCGAUCGACGCUUCUGGGUCCGAGAAACCCGCUUGAGGGUCACGGGCUUGGAAGUAAAUCGCGCUUCGGAUGCGGCUCACUCGGAUUUGAACCCCUAUGCCGUUCAGCGGCUCGAGAGCUACGGGUUCCAUUCCACCCGAUUGAUCUCGGUUCUUCGCGACACGGAUGGUGAUGUGGGUCGAGCUUUGGAACGGCUUUUGAGUCAGUGCUUCCCGGGGGCUGCAUCCAGGCUCAAUCCUCCCUCUCCCGAAGACUUGACCCUGUACCGAGAACAAAAAGAAGAUGAAAAGAUGGCGUUGGCCUCGAUUUAUCAUGAAGGCUUUAUCGAAAAGAUUCCCGACAAGCUUUGGGUCAUCGAGUUGAAACUCCCAUUUAUGACCAAGUUCCUGCCUUCGGUCAAGAAAAGCGGCGAUAAGAAGGGCUCCAAGGCCGAGCAGCUCAAAAAUGCCUGUCCAUUCUUCAUGCGGGGGCAUUGCAAAUUCGGUCGCCGUUGUAAUAAGGCGCAUAUUCACCCUGAAAAAACCGUGAACGUGGACGAGCGUCACCUUCAGAAAGAUCCGGGUCAGAAUAUCUCCAGAUUGGAAAUUCGCUUCCAUGAUCAAUGUCAGUAUCCCCACGACUCGCCCAUGGUUUGUUUUUCCAAUGACCUGAACGAGUUUCCCAAAGCUGCGUGCUUGAACAUCACUCAGCGACUUAUGGAAGAAGCACAGAACUUGGCCCAAGAUCAUGUUCCGUCUGUGUUCUCGUUGGUCAGUCUAGUCGAAGCUGAAGAUGUGAUCCAGGAAAUCAUGGACAUGCCCAGUCAUCCCUUCAGCUUCAACCCGGAUCUAUUGGAAGAUGAAGAGGGUCCGACAAGUUCGAUUCCGUUACCGAGAGCGGGGGAAGAGGACAGUGCUGCCUCUCUGUUAGCGUCGCUGAAUCUGAAGAGCGGAAAAUCGAUGCCUGCUCCGGAUCUCGAAAAGCUGCGUCAAGAUAACUCCAAGAUUCGUCAGUUUUGUUCGAAAAAUGUGGUGAGCCAGGACAUCACGCUGAUCCGUGAAAAUUUGCCGGCUUGGGCCGAGAAAGAACACAUCCUGAAAACCCUCAAUGCUCAUCAAGUUUUGGUGAUUUCGGGUAUGACCGGUUGCGGUAAAAGUACUCAGGUUCCGCAAUACAUCCUCGACGAAUGGCUAGGGUCCGGUUCGAAGAAGCAUUGUCAAAUUAUUUGCACCCAACCCCGACGAAUCUCGGCCAUCGGCGUGGCUGAACGUGUGGCUUUUGAGCGUGGGGAAAAAGUGGGCAAUGUGGUGGGCUAUCAGAUCCGACUAGAGAGCAAAACAUCUUGGCGAACUCGAUUGCUCUUUUGUACCACUGGGAUUCUUUUGCGGCGAUUGGAAUCGGAUCCUGAUUUAGAAUCGGUCACUCAUAUUGUUGUGGAUGAGGUUCAUGAACGGAGCGAGGAGAGCGAUUUCCUCCUAAUGAUCCUGCGAGGCAUCCUCAAACGAAGAAAAGACCUCAAAGUGCUACUUAUGUCAGCCACGGUCAAUGCCGAUCUAUUUAGCACUUACUUCAAAAAGGUACCCGUGAUUGACAUUCCCGGAAGAACUUUUCCUGUGGAGCAAAUCUUCCUGGAGAAGCUUUUGAGCGUGACCAGGUUCGCCAUGGAAGAGGAUUCGCCCUAUGCCCGACCAAUUGACAAUGGGCAAUCUGGAUGUCGCGUUCUAAGUAAACAACAGUUUAAGGGCUCAAACAUGAAAGGCUUUGACGUGGACGACUUUGAGAUCGAAAAGUACAUGAGCGGUAAUGGAGAUCGGGUGUUCAAACCACCCAAAGACAAUCUGCGAGACGAGCAACUGAAUCCCAAACAGAUCAACUACCGCUACUCAGAAUACCCCCAGUCGGUACAACGAACCCUGGGCAUUAUGGAUUUCCACAAGAUCAAUUACGAUCUGAUUGAGAGCACAUUAGUUUACAUAGUAAAUGGCGCCAACGAUUACCCCAGGACGGGCUCGAUCUUAGUGUUUCUACCGGGUAUCCAAGAAAUCAUGAGUCUUUAUGACCAGAUUGCUAACCAUCCUACCUUGGGCACCAAAGCCAGAAAAUUCAAGCUGAUUCCGUUACACUCGAGCUUAUCUAGUGAAGAACAAGCAGAAGUAUUCAAAAAACCACCAGAAGGGGUUCGGAAGAUCGUGAUCUCGACCAAUCUGGCGGAAACGUCCAUAACCAUCGAUGAUUGCGUCUUUGUGAUCGAAGUCGGUCGAAUGAAGGAGAAAUUCUUCGACUCCAUGAAGAACAUGGAGUCCUUGGACACAGUUUGGGUCUCAAGAGCCAACGCCCUCCAGAGAAAAGGCCGCGCGGGUCGGGUCAUGCCCGGCUAUUGCUUCCAUUUGUAUACGCAUUUCAGAUUUGCUCAUCAUCUCCGUCAGGAUCCAGUACCCGAGAUCCAACGCGUGCCUCUCGAGCAAAUGGUUCUUCGGAUUAAAAUCCUGCCCCUCUUCAAGAACAAUCCUCUCAUGCACGUCUUGAACGCCAUGAUUGAGCCGCCAGAAAACCAAAACAUUGAAGGAGCCGUGGAUCGCCUGAAGGGCGUUGGUGCUCUUGAUAGAGAAUGUGAGCUCACCCCGUUAGGCUUCCAUUUGGCCAAUUUACCCGUGGACGUUCGGAUUGGAAAACUGAUGUUGUUCGGGUCGAUCUUCCGAUGUCUGGAUGCGGCCCUCACGAUUGCAGCUUGCUUAAGCAACCGCUCUCCAUUUUUAAGUCCUUUUGGCAAACGGGACGAGGCCAAGAAGAAGAAGUUGAAAUUUGCCAUCGUGAACUCAGACCAUUUGACUACUUUAAGAGCUUACCAGGAAUGGCAUGGUAUCACUCAAAAGAGUCAAGUGGCCGGGUACAACUUUUCCCAAGAAAAUUUGCUCUCGCAAAAGACGCUGCAAAUGAUUGCCACCAUGAAGCAUCAGUUUUUGGAAAUCCUAAGUGGAACGGGGUUUGCCCCCGAAGGAAUCAGCAUGCGACAGCUCUCGAGAAUGUCUCGGAACGGAUCUGAUGCUGUCUAUAAGGCCACGGGUGAAGAAUUUAAUGAGAAUGGUACCAAUUGGAAACUACUCGUGUCUGUGAUAUGCGCCGCUUUGUAUCCAAAUAUUGUCCAAGUACUUUCACCGGACCUCAAGUACAAACAGACCGCCGCCGGUGCCUUACCUAAAGACCAUUUGGUCCAGGAUCUCAAAUUCAAAACGAAAUCCGAUGGCUACGUGAAUAUUCAUCCUUCGUCGAUCAAUUUCGAUUGCGCUUCCUACAAGAGUUCCUACUUGGUGUAUCACGAAAAGGUCAAGACAUCUCGCGUGUUCAUUCGCGAAUUGAGCAUGAUCCCCGUGUUCCCCAUGAUUCUAUUUGGUGGGACGGGGGUCGAGGUCCAGAAGCAGAAGGACCAAUUCCUCCUCUCCCUCGAAGAUGGUUGGAUUAAGUUCGCCACCCACACUCACAAAGCGGCCGAGCUAUUGAAAGAACUCCGACUCGAGUUAGAUCGAGUCAUGGCCGAAAAGAUCGCCAAUCCCAAAUUAAACUUAAUGAAGUAUGCCCGAGGAAAACUCGUGAUUGAUACCAUCGCCUUCAUUAUUAGCCAAGAGUAGAAUAACUACGUGUUUGGCUGGAUUAUCAUAACAAUAAAAGUACAUUGAUAACAUGAA
Messenger RNA from Tigriopus californicus, 4456 nucleotides. RefSeq names its product putative ATP-dependent RNA helicase DHX57. Gene Ontology annotation, cellular component: intracellular anatomical structure. Gene Ontology annotation, molecular function: RNA binding; metal ion binding; ATP binding. The coding region runs from base 359 to 4399 and encodes 1346 amino acids. The record is from RefSeq and is a predicted model, not a curated record. NCBI's taxonomy places the organism in Eukaryota, Metazoa, Arthropoda, Copepoda, Harpacticoida, Harpacticidae. The transcript has 2 exons.